This is a messenger RNA of Xenopus tropicalis (tropical clawed frog), 8965 nucleotides long. RefSeq names its product HECT domain containing E3 ubiquitin protein ligase 1 (gene hectd1). The transcript is spliced from 42 exons. The coding region runs from base 305 to 8047 and encodes 2580 amino acids. Gene Ontology annotation, biological process: ubiquitin-dependent protein catabolic process; protein ubiquitination. Gene Ontology annotation, molecular function: ubiquitin-protein transferase activity; ubiquitin protein ligase activity; metal ion binding. The record is from RefSeq and is a predicted model, not a curated record. NCBI's taxonomy places the organism in Eukaryota, Metazoa, Chordata, Amphibia, Anura, Pipidae.
CGUGGGUUCGGCAGCAGAGACAGGAAACAAAUCGCAGACAGUUCCUUCCGCAUUAUCUCUGCCUUUCGGAAGAGCGCCCCCUGCUGGAUGCCGGGUGUAGCGGGCGGAGCCUAGAGCUGAGCCCGUGACACGCUCCGUGUGACUGUCCGUGGAUCUGCCGGAGCUGCAAGGCCCAGAGCGGCCCUGCACUGACACGGUGAGGGACCCUGGCUGACAGCAUUACAGAUUGUGGAAAGGAAGAACUCUUUAAGUCGGGCGCCGUCCCCUCCAGCCAGCGCGGAAUCCCUCUCCGCGCAGUGCUACCAUGGCUGACGUAGAUCCAGACACACUACUGGAAUGGCUGCAGAUGGGGCAGGGGGAUGAGAGAGACAUGCAGCUCAUUGCCUUGGAACAGCUCUGCAUGCUGCUGCUCAUGUCGGAUAAUGUGGAUAGGUGUUUUGAAACAUGCCCACCUCGCACCUUCCUGCCAGCCUUGUGUAAAAUAUUCCUGGAUGAAAGCGCCCCAGACAAUGUGUUGGAAGUAACAGCCCGUGCAAUAACCUAUUACCUAGAUGUGUCCGCCGAGUGCACGAGGCGUAUUGUGGGAGUGGAAGGGGCUAUCAAAGCUUUGUGCAAUAGGCUUGUGGUGGUGGAGCUCAACAACAGAACCAGUCGGGAUUUGGCAGAACAGUGUGUCAAGGUGCUGGAGCUUAUCUGUACACGUGAGUCUGGGGCUGUCUUUGAGGCAGGGGGCUUGAACUGCGUGUUGACAUUCAUUCGGGACAGCGGACACCUAGUUCACAAGGAUACACUGCAUUCUGCAAUGGCUGUGGUGUCCCGAUUGUGUGGUAAGAUGGAGCCACAGGAUGCAUCAUUAGAAACGUGUGUGGAGUCUCUCUCCAGCCUGCUGAAGCACGAAGACCACCAGGUAUCAGAUGGAGCUCUCCGCUGCUUUGCUUCCCUUGCUGACCGCUUUACACGCCGUGGUGUAGAUCCAGCUCCUCUUGCACAGCAUGGGCUCACUGAGGAACUGCUGUCCCGAAUGGCAGCAGCCGGAGGCACUGUAUCAGGUCCAUCUUCAGCCUGUAAAACAGGCCGUGGCACCAGUGGGGGACCUUCCACCUCUGGAGACUCAAAAAUCAGCAAUCAGGUCUCCACUAUAGUCAGCCUGUUAUCAACACUAUGCCGUGGUUCUCCAGUCGUCACACAUGAUUUACUGCGGGCAGAACUCUUAGACUCCAUGGAAAGUGCUCUUCAAGGUGACGAGCGUUGUGUGCUGGAUACCAUGCGCCUUGUAGACCUUCUUUUGGUGCUGCUUUUUGAAGGCCGCAAAGCUCUGCCUAAGUCUAGUGCUGGGUCCACAGGUCGUAUUCCUGGGCUGCGGCGGCUUGACAGCUCAGGAGAGCGAUCUCACCGCCAACUGAUAGACUGCAUCCGCAGCAAGGACACAGAUGCUCUCAUAGAUGCCAUUGAUACAGGUGCUUUUGAAGUAAAUUUUAUGGAUGAUGUUGGCCAGACUCUUCUGAAUUGGGCCUCUGCUUUUGGCACACAGGAAAUGGUUGAAUUCCUGUGUGAGCGAGGUGCCGAUGUAAAUAGAGGGCAGAGGUCAUCUUCACUGCAUUAUGCUGCUUGCUUCGGAAGGCCUCAGGUGGCAAAGACCUUGCUUCGCCAUGGAGCCAACCCAGAUUUAAGAGAUGAGGAUGGAAAAACACCUUUGGAUAAAGCCCGGGAGAGAGGACACAGCGAAGUGGUGGCCAUUUUGCAGUCCCCAGGGGACUGGAUGUGCCCCGUAAACAAAGGAGAUGAAAAGAAAAAGAAAGACUCUAACCGGGAAGAGGAAGAAUGCAAUGAGCCAAAGGGAGACCCAGAAAUGGCCCCCAUCUACCUAAAGAGGCUGCUGCCUGUCUUUGCACAGACCUUUCAGCAAACCAUGCUUCCCUCUAUCAGGAAAGCAAGCUUAGCACUUAUUCGGAAGAUGAUCCAUUUCUGCUCAGAAGCACUGCUUAAGGAAGUUUGUCACUCAGACGCUGGACACAAUUUGCCCACUGUUCUUGUUGAGAUAACAGCCACUGUUUUAGACCAGGAGGACGAUGAUGAUGGUCACCUUCUGGCACUUCAAAUCAUUAGGGAUUUGGUGGACAAAGGUGAUGACCUUUUUCUUGAUCAAUUGGCCCGGCUUGGUGUUAUAAGCAAGGUUUCUACACUAGCUGGACCUACAUCAGAUGAUGAGAAUGAGGAGGAUAGCAAGCCAGAGAAGGUGAGGAUACACCUAUUUCCUCUGUACAGUGCCCACAAAGGAACACAAGCAGCUGCAUCACAACUUAAAGAGGAUGAGCCACAGGAAGAUGCCAAGGAGUUGCAACAGGGCCGGCCCUACCAUUGGCGGGACUGGUCUGUUAUUCGCGGUAGGGACUGUUUGUACAUCUGGAGUGAUGCUGCAGCUCUGGAGCUCUCUAAUGGUAGCAAUGGCUGGUUCCGCUUUAUCCUAGAUGGGAAACUGGCAACCAUGUAUUCAAGUGGAAGCCCAGAGGGGGGUUCUGAUAGCUCAGAAAGUAGAAGUGAAUUUUUAGAAAAGUUACAGCGGGCCCGCAGCCAGGUCAAACCAUCCACUUCUAGCCAGCCUAUCUUGUCCACUCCUGGUCCAGGAAAGCUAACAGUAGGCAACUGGUCUCUCACUUGUCUGAAAGAUGGUGAGAUUGCAAUCCACAACUCGGACGGGCAGCAGGCUACAAUACUGAAGGAGGAUCUACCAGGCUUUGUGUUUGAGUCAAACAGGGGUACCAAGCACUCCUUCACGGCAGAAACAUCACUAGGAUCUGAAUUUGUAACUGGCUGGACAGGAAAGAGAGGCAGAAAGCUGAAGUCUAAGUUGGAGAAAACUAAACAGAAGGUACGGACAAUGGCAAGAGAUUUGUAUGAUGAUCAUUUUAAGGCAGUGGAAAGCAUGCCCCGAGGAGUGGUAGUGACGCUCCGAAAUAUUGCAACACAGCUGGAAUCUGCUUGGGAACUUCAUACAAACAGACAGUGUAUUGAAGGAGAGAACACAUGGAGAGAUCUGAUGAAAACUGCCCUGGAAAACCUGAUUGUGCUACUGAAGGAUGAGAAUACUAUUUCCCCUUAUGAGAUGUGCAGCAGUGGACUGGUGCAGGCUUUGCUUACGGUGCUCAAUAAUAAUGAAGACUGUGAUAUAAAACAAGACUGUGGGCAGCUGGUGGAGAGACUUAAUGUAUUUAAAACUGCCUUCAGCGAAAAUGAAGAUGAUGAAAGCCGCCCUGCCGUUGCCCUCGUCCGGAAGUUGAUUGCUGUGCUUGAAUCAAUAGAACGGCUGCCCCUUCACCUGUAUGACACCCCUGGAUCUAGCUAUAACUUGCAGAUCCUGACCCGUAGGCUUCGGUUUCGGCUGGAGCGUGCACCUGGAGAAACGUCUCUAAUCGACCGUACCGGUCGGAUGCUGAAAAUGGAGCCACUGGCAACUGUAGAGUCCUUGGAGCAGUAUUUACUGAAAAUGGUGGCUAAGCAGUGGUACGACUUUGACCGUUCGUCCUUUGUGUUUGUGCGCAAAUUGCGCGAGGGCCAGAGUUGUGUGUUCCGCCACCAGCAUGACUUUGAUGAUAAUGGAAUCAUGUACUGGAUUGGCACCAAUGCAAAGACAGCUUAUGAGUGGGUCAACCCUGCUGCUUACGGACUAGUAGUUGUUACAUCUUCUGAAGGCCGCAAUUUGCCAUAUGGCCGCCUUGAGGAUAUCCUGAGCCGUGAUAGCUCUGCCCUUAAUUGCCACACUAAUGAUGAUAAGAGUGCCUGGUUUGCCAUUGACCUUGGCUUGUGGGUUGUGCCUUCUGCCUAUACACUGCGUCAUGCUCGUGGAUAUGGCCGUUCCGCUCUUCGCAAUUGGGUCUUCCAGGUGUCUAAAGAUGGUCAGAACUGGACCACCCUCUACACCCACAUGGAUGACUGCAGCCUGAAUGAACCUGGCUCCACAGCCACAUGGCCUCUGGACCCUGCGAGAGAAGAAAAGCAGGGUUGGCGUCAUGUCCGGAUAAAGCAGACGGGAAAGAAUGCCAGUGGCCAGACCCACUACCUCUCACUUUCUGGCUUUGAGCUUUAUGGCAAUGUGACUGGGGUGUGUGAAGACCAACUUGGUAAAGCUGCCAAAGAGGCAGAAGCCAACUUAAGGCGCCAGAGGCGGCUGGUACGCUCUCAGGUGCUAAAAUAUAUGGUGCCUGGAGCCCGUGUUAUUCGGGGCAUUGAUUGGAAGUGGCGAGACCAAGAUGGCAGUGCUCAAGGAGAAGGCACUGUUACAGGAGAACUGCACAAUGGCUGGAUUGAUGUCAUAUGGGAUGCCGGUGGCUCUAACUCUUACCGCAUGGGCGCGGAAGGAAAAUUUGACCUGAAGCUGGCCCCGGGUUAUGACCCAGAGUCUGCGGUGUCACCCAAACCUGUUUCAUCCACUGUUGCAGGAACACCGCCCUCGUGGAGCAGCCUGGUGAAAAACAACUGUCCUGACAAAGCCCCUCCCUCUUCCUCAUCCUCUUGUGUGGUCGUUGGAAGCGUGGCGGGCUCAGGCAGCCGCAAAGGAAGCAGCAGCUCGGUCUGUAGCGUGGCAAGCAGCAGCGACGUAAGCCUAAGCUGUGCAAAGACAGAGAGGAGGGCAGAGGAGCAAGUCUCCGACAUUCACCAUGAUCCCAUCCUGCUUCUGUCCUCUAACCAAGCAGCCUCGGGUUCCUCCACCUGCCCCCCUGGAGGAGAGACUGUGGGUGAAGGUGGAGAUAGAAAGGCAGGAGAAGCACCAGCAAUCUCAAUGGGUAUGGUGAGCAUUAGCUCCCCUGAUGUCAGUUCCGUUUCCGAACUCAGCAACAAGGAAGUGGCAGUUCCACGACCACUGGGAUCUUCUGCCAGCAACAGAUUGUCUGUCAGUUCACUGUUGGCAGCUGGGGCACCCAUGAGUUCUAGCGCCAGUGUACCAAACUUGUCCUCCAGGGAAACGUCCAGUCUGGAGUCCUUUGUAAGGAGAGUGGCAAAUAUCGCCAGGACAAAUGCAACCAACAACAUGAACCUGAGUCGUAGCAGCAGUGAUAACAAUACCAACACUCUGGGGAGGAAUGCAGUCAGCUCAGCCACUUCACCACUUAUGGGAGCUCAGAGCUUUCCCAACCUGACGACAACAGGAACCACAUCCACCGUUACAAUGUCUACAUCCAGUGUCACCAGCAGUAAUGUGGCAACAGCCACUACAGGGUUGUCUGUAGGUCAGUCCCUCAGUAACACCCUGACUACAAGCCUAACCUCGACAUCCAGUGAGAGUGACACUGGGCAGGAGGCAGAAUACUCCCUGUAUGACUUUCUUGAUAGCUGCCGUGCCAGCACUUUGCUUGCUGAACUUGAUGAUGACGAGGAUCUCCCUGAGCCCGAUGAGGAAGAUGAUGAAAACGAAGAUGAUAAUCAGGAAGAGCAAGAGUAUGAAGAAGUUAUGGAGGAGGAAGAGUAUGAGACCAAAGGUGGCCGACGCAGGACCUGGGAUGAUGAUUAUGUGCUGAAGAGGCAGUUUUCUGCUUUGGUCCCGGCUUUUGACCCACGCCCAGGGAGAACUAAUGUUCAGCAGACCACUGAUCUUGAAAUUCCUGCUCCAGGCACGCCCCACUCUGAGCUACUGGAGGAGGUAGAAUGUGCCCCAGCUCCACGAUUAGCACUCACCCUAAAGGUGACAGGCCUUGGGAGCGGGAGAGAGGUGGAGCUCCCCCUGAACAAUUUCCGUUCCACCAUAUUUUUCUAUGUACAGAGACUGCUGCAACUCUCCUGCAAUGGAGCCAUCAAAACUGACAAGCUGAGAAGGAUUUGGGAGCCCACCUACACGAUUAUGUACAGAGAGAUGAAGGAUUCAGAUAAGCAAAAAGAAUGUGGCAGACUGGGCUGUUGGUCUGUAGAGCAUGUAGAACAAUCCCUAGGCACAGAUGCCUUGCCAAAGAAUGACCUGAUCACUUACCUGCAGCGAAAUGCAGAUCCAGGGUUCUUGCGACGCUGGAAACUGACAGGAACCAACAAAAGCAUUAGGAAAAACCGCAACUGUUCCCAGCUUAUUGCUGCUUACAAGGACUUCUGUGAGAAUGGCUGCAAGUCUCUCUCAAUGCCAGCUGCUCUUGCCACACUCCAGAGUGCUGAUAUCCUUAGUCAUUCCCGAGAGCAGGCACAAGCCAAAGCGGGCAGCAGCCAAAACUCCUGCGGGGUAGAAGAUGUUUUGCAGCUCCUGCGAAUUCUCUUUAUUGUAGCCAGUGACCCAUAUUCUGCCAGGACCCCACAGGAAGAUGGAGAAGAUAUGCUCCUUUUCAGUGUUCCUCCAGAGGAGUUUACUAGCAAGAAAAUCACCACAAAGAUUGUUCAGCAAAUCGAGGAACCUUUAGCUUUAGCAAGUGGAGCUUUGCCAGACUGGUGUGAACAGCUGACCAGCAAAUGUCCCUUCUUAAUACCCUUUGAAACCCGGCAGCUUUACUUCACAUGCACAGCAUUUGGUGCCUCAAGGGCUAUUGUGUGGCUGCAGAACAGGCGGGAAGCCACAGUUGAGAGGAGCAGAACAGCAAGUGCAGUGCGCAGAGACGACCCAGGGGAGUUCAGAGUGGGCCGUCUAAAACACGAACGUGUGAAGGUCCCACGAGGGGAGUCUUUGAUGGAGUGGGCAGAGAAUGUUAUGCAAAUCCACGCAGACCGAAAAUCUGUGCUUGAGGUGGAGUUUCUGGGAGAAGAAGGAACAGGCUUGGGCCCUACCCUUGAGUUUUAUGCCCUGGUGGCAGCAGAGUUCCAGAAAACAGAUUUGGGGAUCUGGUUAUGUGAUGAUGACUUCCCAGAUGAUGAGUCUCGGCAGGUGGAUCUAGGUGGUGGUUUGAAGCCCCCUGGUUACUAUGUGCAGCGUUCCUGUGGCCUCUUCAUUGCACCCUACCCACAGGAUAGUGAGGAACUAGACCGAGUGACCAGACUUUGCCAUUUCCUUGGUGUUUUCCUUGCAAAGUGCAUCCAGGACAAUAGAUUAGUGGACUUGCCCAUUUCAAAGCCGUUUUUUAAGCUUAUGUGUAUGGGUGACAUUAAGAGCAACAUGAGCAAGCUUUUGUAUGCCUCUCGGGGAGAGGAGAGUGAGCACUGCACGGAGAGCCAGUCGGAGGCCUCUACUGAGGAUGGGCAUGAUGCCCUUUCAGUAGGAAGCUUUGAGGAAGACUGCAAAUCUGAGUUCAUCCUAGACCCACCCAAACCAAAGCCACCAGCCUGGUUUCAGGGUAUUUUAACUUGGGAGGACUUUGAGCUAAUAAACCCACAUCGUGCUCGCUUCCUUAGGGACAUUAGGGAGUUGGCUGUAAAGAGGAGACAGAUUCUGGGGAACCGUUGCUUAUCUGAGGAUGAGAAGAACACUCAACUUCAGGAACUUAUGCUAAAGAAUCCUUCUGGAUCUGGGCCUCCAGUCAGCAUUGAGGAUUUGGGACUCAAUUUCCAGUUCUGUCCAUCUUCCCGGGUUUAUGGCUUCUCUGCAGUCGAUCUAAGGCCAAAUGGAGAGGAUGAGAUGGUGACGAUAGACAACGCUGAGGAGUAUGUUGAUCUUAUGUUUGAUUUCUGCAUGCAGACUGGUGUACAAAAGCAAAUGGAAGCAUUUAGAAGUGGCUUUAAUAAAGUGUUCCCUAUGGAGAAACUGGGCUCCUUCAGCCCCGAGGAAGUCCAAAUGAUACUGUGUGGAAACCAGUCUCCCUCUUGGUCCGCUGAGGACAUCAUCAAUUACACAGAACCAAAGCUAGGAUAUACCCGAGAGAGUCCUGGGUUCCUUCGAUUCGUGAGAGUCCUAUGUGGCAUGUCGUCAGAUGAGAGGAAAGCGUUCCUGCAGUUUACAACGGGGUGCUCCACAUUGCCUCCAGGAGGACUGGCCAAUCUGCAUCCGCGUCUCACAGUCGUGCGCAAGGUUGAUGCCACGGAUGCCAGCUACCCAUCUGUAAAUACAUGUGUGCAUUACCUGAAGCUGCCGGAGUAUUCCUCCGAGGAAAUCAUGAGAGACCGCCUGCUUGCUGCUACCAUGGAGAAAGGAUUCCAUCUCAACUGAGAGCUGCCAUUGUGGGACAGUGUUUUUUUCACUAGCGGCACUCCCUAUCUCACUUGUGUUCGUGUGCUGAGAAAAGACCUGGCCUUUCUUCCUCUCGCUGUGUGACCCUUACACUCUCUCUGUGAGGAUCUGAAGUAGGGAGCGGGUGUAAUGCCUUUCAUUUCUUUUUGUUAGCUGCUAAUGAUGAAAUGGUCUCUUAAGGCAUGACUGACCCCCCCCCCCCCCCCCCCCCCCCCCCCCUUUCCAUUUAAAAUAAGCCCUUUUCUCUAGGCCUCCUCUGGCCAUGAAAGGAAUCAGAACGCAGAGCCAUGCCUCUGUUCUGCAUCUGUUAGGGGCCACGCUUGCCGCCAUGAAGACAUUUGUUAAAGUGUAGCGUCUGUUGUAAUAACAUAACACUACAUCAGCAUUCCCCAUCUAUUGCAUCUGGCUCCUCAUUUCGCUAGCUUUAAACUAACUCAUCAGAAAGCUGCUUUCUCGGAACAUAGAGCGUUAACGGACAUCGGAAUUUAUUCCCUUAGCCUUUUCUCAUUUUCUUUUUAAUGGUGCCUGCACUAUUUCCUUGAUUCCCCCUCCCACCCUGAGUCCCAUAAUGUACUCAAGCACCUUUUGGUUAUUUUAGUUUCCUCCUCUUGCCUAAGAGGAUAUUAUGAUCCCCCCGCCUAUUUCUUUUGGAUAUGUCCCUGCUAUGCAUUUCGAAAUGAAGUGUUUGUGCAAAGUGCAAAUAAAGCUAUUAUAAUAUCAGCCCCCACACAAACAUAGAUAUAUACCAGUGCAAGGUGAUUUACCCCUUUAAUGUCAAGGGUAACCUACAGUGUAGGAAGCUGUUCCACGCACUUAAGGGGUUGAAAACAAGUUUUGCUCUCUGGUUGUAUUUUCUUUGUAUAUUAUAAACAUUUAUUUAACUUGUUGCAGUUUGAA